Zerene cesonia (dogface butterfly) is the source of this 1597-nucleotide messenger RNA. RefSeq lists its product as uncharacterized. The record is from RefSeq and is a predicted model, not a curated record. NCBI's taxonomy places the organism in Eukaryota, Metazoa, Arthropoda, Insecta, Lepidoptera, Pieridae. Bases 132 to 1088 code for a protein of 318 amino acids. The transcript is spliced from 7 exons.
UGUGAAGUUCAAGGCGCAACACUCAUUGCAAGUCAAACCUCCGCACGAGCCACACGCACUUUCUCCGGUGAUAGCUACCUCGUGGAAGACAGUGUUCAGUGAUUUCAGUGCUAACCUAAUUGGAGAUAAGGAUGCAUCAAAAGAUGACCGGGUGGGCGUUUUUAGCCCUUAUCAGUUCGUCGGCAAUUCUUCACACAUUGGCAUAUCCGCAACAACAUGCACCUCUCAUUUCACAAGCGACCAGUAACGUCAGAACACAAAAUCCACAGUAUUAUAGCAACUCGUUACCCUUACCUCAUGAACAGAUUGCUCAAGAACGAAAGUUUGCCGAAAAACCCAACGCUCUUAAAAAAGUAGCCCUCGAUGAUAUCGAUGAAAUACAAAACAAUUCUAUUUCUGAUGGCGGAUUUUCGUGGUCCAAUAUGUUAGGUAUGAUAAUGCAAAUGAUUUUCAAUCCUGGCACCACUGGACCCAAUAAGAGCGACAACAUUGAUACUGAAGCCGCACCAGUAUCGCCUUGGGCCAAUUUUAUUACGAUGGGUCUUAAAAUUUUAACAGCCAUUCUUGGUGGUGGAGCGUCUAGCGACGGUAUUGACAAAGUCGAUAACGGAUCUUCACCGAUGCAGAGUAUAUUGGCUGCGGUUCUGUCGACGGUGCUCGGUGCCAAAGAUCCCGACCAAGUCGCUUCCAUGGCAAAGCAGGCUGGAGAGUUCAUAAAUAUCGUGGUAAAUCUCCUUGAUGCCUUGAAGACAUCCUUCUCUCAUCGAUCAUUGACCGCACGGUCCAUGGGCCGUAAAGACUCAGUCAGUGACGCCGCUCUGGCUGGUAUUGCUAUGAUGAAAACCUAUGUAAGAUCAUUUGGAACAAAUGAUGACAAGUGCCUCCAGAAAUACGUGUGCGACGCCAAUAAUGAAUGUUCCGCUGAUAUUGGACCUAAGAGCGUAUUUUGCCAAUUGGGAACUUAUGCGGCAAGUUUCGUCUUGGAAAGACAAUCCAGCGGUACUUUCCAACAAUUCUAUGAAGCUGGACGUCGCGGUCGUUCUGGCAUUGAUUGCCGUGAACUAUAUCUUCAAUGCAACGAAGUGUAAUCUCUUCUAAAAUAUUGUUAAUUCGAAACACCACCAAAUCGUAUUUUUAUAUUCAAAAAAUUAGAAAUCCAACUUUUUUUUUAUAAUUGGUGAAAUAAUUAAUUUCAAAAUCAGUAAGAUAAUAUAAUGUGACAAAAAUUUUGCAGCGUUAAAACUUAAAAAUUUACUCCAUCGUAGUGCAGAUAAAACAACAUGUUCUCAUAAUUUAUUUAAAUUAUUUAUUUAUUUAACUUAUUGCUAGAUGUAACAUAGACAUUUAAAAUUCCACAAAAUGUACCCCAGUGAAAGCUUCCGUCCAUGAAUACAAUAAAAUUGGCAAAAAAUUUAUUUUGUAAAUCCGCCAGUUUUUAUUUUGUAAUUAACGACUGAUGUUAUAAUGUGUGAUAUGAAUAUUAAUUUAUAUCACCUCAUAGUUUUAGAAUUGAUAUUGUGUAUAUUAUUGUGAUGGUAUGAUUGAGGACGUCCUUGUGUGAUUGUGAUUGUAAAAUAAAUAUAAUAUAAAACAGAAA